AAAAAAAAUUUUUAAAUCUCUAAUAUUAAUUUAAUAUAAAUUUAAUAUAAAUUUUUGAAAUAAUUUAAUUUUAUGAAAUAAAUUAAUUAUAACUAUUACUAAUUAUUAUAUAUUCGUUUCAAUUUUAGUAAAAAAUAUUUAAUAUAUAUUCUAAAUAUGUCUAUUUUUAUAAAAAAAAAAAAUAAAACGUUACCUAAUAUAUAAGAAAAUUAUCUUUUAAUACUCUGAUAAUUAAACAAUGAUUUGAAAAAAUAAAAAUCGAGACCAAGUGCGUAAAAUUAAAAUUAUAAUUAAAUAUAAUAAAAUAGUAACUGAACUGAGUAAUACAUAUUGAUAACCUUAAGUGUAAAUAUAAAAAGAACAAAAAAACUCAAAAAAAUAAUUAAUUUCAUUAUCGUAAUAUUUAAAAAAUAAACUAUUACUCGUGUCAAAAAACUUAGUAGCUUAUUAUAUUGCUAUAUUCGUAAAUAUUCUCUGAAAAUGGGUAAUGCUGGAAGUAAUCAACCAGUUGGACAUCACCACACAAGUAAUACAAAUAGAGAGCAUCGUCAUGUUAAAGAAUAUCCUCCACCUUCACCAGGGAAGGAAGGCCAAGCUUUUGUUUUUGAUAAAAAACCAAGCCAGAAAUUAGUUUUUCAAUCAUCUCAUGAAGAAGAAGAACCUUAUUUUGCUAAAACUAACGCUCAUCAAGAUGGAGAUGAUUUUACUUCUCAACGUCCUCGUUCAAAUACAGUAUCUGAAGGUACUAAAGUAACAGAUAGUAAAGUAUUACCAACAGUUUUUAAAUGGGAAGGAGGUGGUAAACAAGUUUAUAUCAGUGGAACUUUUACUGGAUGGAAGACAUUACCAAUGGUUAAAAGUCAUGGUGAUUUUGUUACAAUUAUUGAUUUGCCAGAAGGAGAACAUCAAUAUAAGUUUUUUGUUGAUGGUGAAUGGAGACAUGAUCCAGAUAUUAAAAUUGUUGAUAAUGGUAUGGGUUCCAAAAAUAAUUUAGUAUCUGUAAGAAAAUCUGAUUUUGAAGUUUUCCAAGCUCUUGCAAAAGAUAGUGAAGGUGUUACAAGUAGUGCACAGACGGAAUAUGGACAAGAAAUUCCUCCUCAUAAACCUUGGGAGAAAGUUGCUGGUCCACCAAUAUUGCCACCACAUUUACUUCAAGUUAUUCUUAAUAAAGACACUCCUUUAUCUUGUGAACCAACACUUUUACCAGAACCAAAUCAUGUUAUGUUAAAUCAUUUGUAUGCUUUAAGCAUUAAAGACAGUGUAAUGGUUUUAUCUGCGACACAUCGUUAUCGCAAAAAAUAUGUUACAACUUUAUUAUACAAACCAAUUUAAGGAUAUUAAAUCAUUCCUAAAGCAAUCGGCUAUUGCUAGUUACAUCAAAUUAAUACAUAUUUUGUAGAUAAGAUAAAAUAUAAGAUAUUCAAAAUAAUUAUUGGAAAGUUGACAAUGCAUGAAGUUUGUUGUAUAUCAAAUGUUAUAUAAUGUAAUUAUUAUUUAUUAAAAUUAUUUUAUAUUAGA
Molecule: messenger RNA, 1518 nt
Organism: Apis cerana (Asiatic honeybee)
Lineage: Eukaryota; Metazoa; Arthropoda; Insecta; Hymenoptera; Apidae
Gene: alc
Product: 5'-AMP-activated protein kinase subunit beta-1
Biological process (GO): signal transduction
Cellular component (GO): nucleus; nucleotide-activated protein kinase complex; cytoplasm
Molecular function (GO): protein kinase binding
Source: RefSeq, a predicted model, not a curated record